AUGUAUCAGCUCACGGCGGAAGAUCUCGAUGACUAUGAUUAUAUUGACACUCCUGUCAUCCGCGCUGCAGCCAAACCCAGCCUGGCCAGACUGGAAGCGCUUUUGGCUCGUUACGCUGCAUCCAAUAGGGAACAGAACUUAUCCCGAUGGAAACGAUUGCCGAUAGACAGGUUAUCACCCAAUUGUACCGUGAACUUUGAUGGCAGAAUCCAGUCUCCACUAAAUGCUGCGAUCGGCGCCAAUUUACCAGAUAAUGUCCGUCUUCUGCUGGCCGCCGGCGCCGAUCCGAACGGCAUUGAAGCUUGCGAUAUGGCAGACUUUUCAGUCAACUUUAUUCGUGGCCGUGACUUCCACUUCAACCGUAACGAGAGGAGGCUUGGUCCAGGGUUUGAACGUCGCGCUCAUGUUCUAGCCACUGCGCGAAGUGAGAGAGGCAUUGAUCACCAGACGGAGCUCAACGUUCCCGAACGGAACUUCUCGUUGACUGGGAAGGAUAGAACGCCGUCGACGGCGAAGGAAAAAAGGCCAAAGCCCAUGUCGAUGCGGCUAAUGGACAGGGCUUUGACAGCGCUGGAAGUCGCGGCAAGGACGGGCAGUCUAGAGAUUCUAGAUCUCCUGCGGGCGGCAGGAGCGGACGAGUCUGCCUGGACACAACCAUCAACCACGAGUAGUAAUGAUACGGACCAAUUCAAGAUUGAAGGUGAGACUACCCCAAUCUCUGCCCUGGCGACAUCGUCUCCCGUCCACGAAGCCAUUGCCGCCGGCCAGCAGUCCAUGCUCCGUCAUCUUCUGUCCAUCUGUAGGUAUUCGCCAAACUAUCGUCCUCGCGCAACCCCCACUGUUGCUCUCCCACCACUUUCCUACGCCAUCGCCCGCUGCGAUCUCGACAAUACCGGCGUCCAGAGGUGCCUGGUUGACCUACUCUCCCAUCCACAGCUGGACGCCAAUUUGCGCACACCCAUCUUCAGCGUCCACCCGCUCCACUUUGCCACGGCUCGUCAUGAUCCCGACCUUCUCUCGUGGCUGGCAGGAUUCAUUCCUGGUGGGUUCGCCGCGGCCGGGGUCACAGCACUUGGCCACACGCUGCUCCAUGUGGCUUCCUUGCCUCUGACAAAUAGUCAAAUUAUUGCUGGUAAUACAGAUAUCGCCAGAAGCAUCCAUUGCGUGCGCACUCUCGACUCCUAUUGGCGUCCAUUUCAUCUUCUCAGUCCAAUCCACAUGCAAUUUCAAACGCCUGGGGAAAUGGGUGCGAAGAAUGCACAGCCAAUGACAGUUGCCGAGCAACAGGCCCAAAAGGCAACUAUCCGGGUGUUGCUGGAAUGGGGUGGGGUUGAUGUCUGUGCAAAAGAUGUUGAUGGCAACACGGCGUUACAUUAUUUGGCGAGCACUUUGAAUGUGGACGAGACGGUGGAAAUGGUAAGACAGAUGGAAGGAGGGGAGGCAGUCUGGCAGGAGGCGACCAAUUACUGGGGUCUGACUCCGAGGCAGCUAUGGGGAGAGUAG
Aspergillus udagawae is the source of this 1503-nucleotide messenger RNA. RefSeq lists its product as uncharacterized. The record is from RefSeq and is a predicted model, not a curated record. NCBI's taxonomy places the organism in Eukaryota, Fungi, Ascomycota, Eurotiomycetes, Eurotiales, Aspergillaceae. Gene Ontology annotation, molecular function: protein binding. Gene Ontology annotation, cellular component: nucleus; cytoplasm. Bases 1 to 1503 code for a protein of 500 amino acids. The transcript is spliced from 2 exons.